Molecule: messenger RNA, 1336 nt
Organism: Cuscuta campestris
Lineage: Eukaryota; Viridiplantae; Streptophyta; Magnoliopsida; Solanales; Convolvulaceae
Source: the annotation of a GenBank genome assembly
AAACCGACCCCACCGCCGCGACCACCACAACCACCCUUUCAAAAAAGGCUUCAUUGUGCCCUCUUUCUCUUCAUUUCAAAUUCUUUCUUUUUCUUGAUCCAAGAAUUUGCUUUCAGUCCACGCCUCCGUAAAUCAGCUGUGCACGCUCGCCGCCGCCGUUAUCGCCUGAACGGUAGCGAUUUUCUUUCUUGGGGUUCCGUCGGAUUUUCUUGAUCUUGAUUUCUCCGUAGCGAUUUUGCAAUUGAAGUCCAUCGAUGGCUUACAGGGAUGACGACUUUCAGAACCCUAAGGCCAAGGGUUCUCCGCAUCUCAAUCGGUCCGUGACGGUACAUCACGGCGGCGGAUCGGCCGCCGUGAAACCCUCCGUCGAACGGACGGGGUCUUUCAGGCAGCCGUUUCAGGGAUCGUCCGAUUUAGAAACCCUGGUCACCGUCGCCGGGAAUUCAUUGAAGGGUAAGGUGAAAAAGCUGUGUUCUUUAUUCGAGAACAAGAGGAACCCUCGCCUGAGCUCUCCUCCCUCUCCACCUCCGGCCGUGAAGUCAAAAAGCUCAGAUUGGUUGCCGGGGACGGAGGACAGGGUGGUAAUUUACUUCACAAGUCUCCGGGGAAUCCGGAGGACAUUCGACGAUUGUUACAGGGUCAGGAUGAUCCUCAAGAGCUACAGAGUGAAUCUGGAUGAGAGGGACAUAUCCAUGGACAUUGCUUACAAGAAGGAAUUGCAGAGUGUGAUUGGGGAGAAGAAUUUGACACUCCCUCAGGUUUUCAUCAAAGGGAAGCGCAUUGGGGGCGCCGAAGCCAUAAAGCAAUUGAAUGAGGCCGGAGAGUUGGUCAAAUUGCUUAGAGGGCUUCCCCUUCGCCCUCCCGGAUACGUCUGUGAGGGCUGCGGGGACGCAAGAUUCAUUCCUUGCUCCAAUUGCAAUGGGAGUAGGAAACUGUUUGAUGAGAAAGAGGGGCAGUUAAGGAAGUGUUCGGAGUGCAAUGAGAACGGUCUGGUUCGGUGUCCUCUCUGCUGCCAUUGAUGAUCAUGUUUCGUUAUACAUUAUGGCGUACCGGUUCGUUUUCUUUUUUUUUUUUUUUCAUCCUGUUUUGGUAUGGUUAUAAUUGAAUAGCCUUUGCAUCAUCAGUGAUUAUUGUGGUAUGGUUAUAUGCCAAUAUAAUGUACAUAUUGCUUUGUGGGUGACAACUUGUUGUUAAGUGCCACUUAUAUGUGGGAGUGGCACUUUGGUCUAUAAGGGUUAUAAAGGAUGCUGUUUGCUUCUGCUGCUUAUCCUCUGCAGCUUAUAUAGAUGAUGAAAGGCUGUUCAAGAAAGAAAAAUAAUAAAGAAAGGGUUUUAAA